AAUCUCCGCCUGAUUGGGCUGCCUUGGUAUAUAAAUCGAGCUAACUCCCAUUCCCGCUUCACAAAAAACCGCGAGGUUUACUGCUCGUACUUCCUCAAAGCACAGAAAUGCAGCGCGUCUGUGACAAGAAAACAUCAUUGCAUUGAUGAAUCGUUGAGGUCAGGUUGGUGUUGCUGUGAGGGAAUGGGUGCUUUCCCUCGCUGGUCCAGAUGGAGAAUAAAGGGAGCGACGAGGUGGAAAAAUUGAAGACAAAGUUCAUGUCAAUGUGGCACAACAUGAAGUACAGUUGGGCACUUAAAUCCAAGACUGCAUUCAGUAGAAGCUCCCCAGUGUUUCUUCUGGGAAAGUGCUAUCAUUUUAAGGCAGACGAUGAUGACUAUCCCUCUGAAGACUUUCAGGGAUUCUCUGUCAUGGGGAACGUAGAGGCUUUCCGAAAGGAUUUUGCGUCUCGUUUGUGGCUGACGUACCGGGAAGAUUUCCCUCCGCUGCCAGGUAGCACCCUGACCUCAGACUGUGGCUGGGGCUGCAUGCUGAGGGCCGGGCAGAUGAUGAUUGCUCAGGCUCUUGUUCUGCACUACUUGGGCAGAGACUGGUGUUGGCCAGAGGCGCUCACCCUCCCGCCUUUAGAUGUAGAAUCACGGACCACCACAGCAGCUAAGCGAUUUGUCACCUCUAUGCAGGCUUCUCUGCAGAGCACCUCCAGGAUUUCUGAAAGCAGAGCGUCUCUUGCACCUCAAGCCCAGGUGUUGGGAUUCGCAGAGGAAGCGGAUACACAUUUAAACGAGGAGUACCACAGAAAUCUGGUGUCCUGGUUUGCAGAUGUCUCCUCAGCUCCACUGGGCCUGCACAGACUGGUCCAUUUAGGAUCGGCAAUGGGAAAACAGGCAGGGGACUGGUAUGGUCCAGCUUUGGUAGCACACAUCUUGAAGGAAGCUGUCAAGGAAGCGACGGAGCCUGGCUUGGCGGGUAUAACUGUCUACGUCUCCCAGGACUGCACAGUGUACAGUUUGGAUGUCAUGGACUGUCACAAGGCACCGAAGGCAGGAGAAGCCUCAGGUGAGGCAGCAGAGGGUCCUGCUGUUGUACAACACACUGAACUGUCAGCGACCGCCAUGCUGCCAGAGACCCAAGCAGUCAUCAUCCUCAUACCUGUGAGGCUGGGAGGAGAAAGGACAAACCCGGAGUAUUUUGGCUUUGCAAAAAAGAUGCUGAAUCUGGAGUACUGCAUAGGAAUCAUCGGAGGGAAGCCCAAGCAUGCCUGCUACUUUGUCGGAUUUCAAGAUGACAGCUUGAUUUACAUGGACCCUCAUUACUGUCAGUCUUUUGUGAAUGUCAGUACCAGCGAUUUCCCUCUUCAGUCAUACCAUUGCCCCUCGCCGAAGAAGAUGCCUUUUAGCAAGAUGGAUCCAAGCUGCACUUUUGGUUUCUAUUCUAAAAGCGCUCAAGAUUAUGAGCGAAUCAGGGAAGAACUGUCCAAGUUGCUGGAGCCGACAGCAAAAUAUCCAGCGUUUACUUUUGUGCAAGGUCGCAGCACAGAUUAUGAGCUGCCGGUGGAUCUGAGCGCAGAGAAGCGGGAAUGGCACUUUCCUAGGGAUGCACGCAGAACCUUCACUACGUCCGGAGACUUUGUGCUGCUUUGACGGUACAAGAAAUCACUCAUAACGAUUCUGUUGAAUCCACUGCAUCAUGUCAGUUUUUGUCUGGCAGUGCAAACAGUGGAUUAUUUUUGGGAAGUUAUGCAACAUUAUGUGGUGGUCUACUGAAUCUAAAUUCAUAACAUUUUUUACAUGUAGAAUUAAGAAAUCUGUAUUUUGCAUUACCAUUUGUAUUUUUGUAGUCAGUAUGUUUAUAUCAAAAUGGUUCAGAUAUCUGAAGUUGGGUUUCAUUCAUAAAAUUAACUUGACUCAACAAAACAAAUCCAACUUUGGAAGGUCAAACAUUUACAUUAGAAAGAAGCACAGCUUGCACUUUGAUACAACAGCAUUGUUUUGCAUCUAAACUAACUGAAGUCUGUAGUGUGGUUAGUUUGUAGGGAAUAAAUUAACAACCGUAAUGUUUUGAACAAAGCUAUAAAUCAUCUUUAAAAUAUAUAUAUAUUUUUUUCCAAAUGAAACCCCAGGUUUAGGAUUUGGUUGCAUUUGUUUUGAAGAUAUUUGUAUAACUUUGUCCUGAUCUCUGUGUCAUGCAGACAUGUUUGGAAUAAGAUCUCCAGCUAGAGCAGCACUCUUUAUAAUCAGUGCUAGUAAAUACUAAGUCAUGUUGUGCUAACUUAAAAUGGUAGCACAACCUAAAUUUGACUUGUUCAGUUUGUCAUGAUUGAUCAAAUGCACAAAAUUGUAUCCAAUGACUCUACAUAAUUGGUUGAAGCAUUUUCAAGUAGACAAAUCAUAAAAUGGUCCUAAAAUGUAGUUUUAGCAGCUGUAAAAAAGUUAAAUUGUAAACCCAUAGUACUGGGCAGCCUCUUCUAGAAAACAUGUUGCCACUUUUAAUGAAAUGCAAAAAAAUUUGAUGUCAGUAAUAAGUAGCCUGAACUAAACAAAACAUCUGCUUUUAAACUUGGAACUAGAACAUUAUUUGGGUUUGACGUUGUACCCAGAACCAAGUUUCAACUUCAUAGGUAAAUGGACCAAAGCAUAAAUGGC
Molecule: messenger RNA, 2642 nt
Organism: Poecilia latipinna (sailfin molly)
Lineage: Eukaryota; Metazoa; Chordata; Actinopteri; Cyprinodontiformes; Poeciliidae
Gene: atg4c
Product: autophagy related 4C, cysteine peptidase
Exons: 12
Coding region: 210-1640 (476 amino acids)
Biological process (GO): protein processing; C-terminal protein lipidation; aggrephagy
Cellular component (GO): cytoplasm
Molecular function (GO): cysteine-type endopeptidase activity; protein-phosphatidylethanolamide deconjugating activity
Source: RefSeq, a predicted model, not a curated record